AUGACGAUCGAAACACAAAGUUUGAAAGGAAAAGUUGCCGUCGUCAGUGGGUCCUCGCUUGGCCUAGGUGCGGCCAUUGUGCGAGAGCUUUCCCGGCGUGGGGCAUCCGUCGCGAUCAAUUAUCCGUAUCCAGAUGAAAAAGCAAACGCUGAGAGAGUUGUUGAAAGCCUCGGUCCUGACUCCAAAUCUGUAAUCAUCGAAGCAGAUAUGUCGACUGAGACCGGGCCACGAUUUCUGGCGGAUAGGGCUGCAGAAGCAUUCGGCAAAAUCGACAUCUUGAUCAACUGCGCAGGCAUAAAUCGCAUGAUGAGCCUUGAUGAUCCGGAUGAGCGAAAGGUACAAACAGCAUGGGACUUGAUUGCUCGUACAAACGCGAGAGGAACCUUCAUGCUUACGCGUGCAACACUGAAGCAUCUUGCUCGAGAAGGGUCGCGCAUCAUCAAUAUUGGGAGCGGGGUCUCCCGGGCAGCGGACCCACACUCGAGCAUUUACGCAGGGUCGAAGGGCAUGAUUGAAAGUUAUACCCAGUGCUGGGCAAUGGAAUUGCCACGCAAGUACGGUUGCACGGUCAACGGAAUUGCACCUGGUAUCGUGGAAACAGAGACAUUUCUUGCUGCACCGAAGGAACUCAGAGACUCACUUCAACCCAAAAUUGAUGUCACCCCCGUUGCGCCUCGCGCAGCGAGACCAGAAGAAGUUGCAUGGGUCGUUGCAACGUUGUGUGAGAAGGAGGCGGGUUGGUUGAAUGGUCUCUACCUGCCAGUGUCCGGUGGUUUGUUCAUGUUCUGA
This is a messenger RNA of Aaosphaeria arxii CBS 175.79, 789 nucleotides long. RefSeq names its product NAD(P)-binding protein. The transcript has a single exon. The coding region runs from base 1 to 789 and encodes 262 amino acids. NCBI's taxonomy places the organism in Eukaryota, Fungi, Ascomycota, Dothideomycetes, Pleosporales. The record is from RefSeq and is a predicted model, not a curated record.